Messenger RNA from Tarenaya hassleriana, 4482 nucleotides. RefSeq lists its product as uncharacterized. Gene Ontology annotation, molecular function: nucleic acid binding. Gene Ontology annotation, biological process: DNA integration. NCBI's taxonomy places the organism in Eukaryota, Viridiplantae, Streptophyta, Magnoliopsida, Brassicales, Cleomaceae. The record is from RefSeq and is a predicted model, not a curated record.
AUGGGGUUCAACAUCGCGUUACCACACCCUAUCAUCCGCAGACCAGUGAACAGGUUGAAAUCUCUAACCGGGAGAUCAAAUCCAUUUUGGAAUGAUCAUGCUAGCCCAGAAGACAUACCCGAACCGGAAUACGUACCCCCUCCUCCUAGGCCUCCGUCAGUACCGUUUCCGUCUUGCCUGAGGAAGCAUAACGAAGACAGCCAAUUUGCUAAAUUCGCUGAGAUGCUAAAGAAACUCGAGGUAACCAUGCCCUUUACUGAAGCUAUUUUACAGAUUCCCUCGUAUACCAAGUUUUUGAAGGACAUCCUGACCAAGAAAAGAGUCGUCGAGAAAGAGACUGUAGCUCUCACUGUAGAGUGUAGUGCGUUGAUACAACACGAGUUACCACCCAAGCGCUCCGACCCAGGUAGUUUUUCAAUCCCUUGUACGCUAGGUAACGUCUACAUCGAUAGUGCUUUGUGUGAUUUAGGUUCCAGUUCCGAAGCACCUUGGUACGCCGACUUUGUCAAUUACCUGGUUAGUGGUCUCCUUCCUCCUGAGUUAAAUUACAACGGGAGAAAGAAAUUUCUCCAUGACGUUCGUGAUUUUUUCUGGGACGAGCCUUUCUUAUUCAAGCGCGGCAAAGACGGACUGUUCAGACGUUGUAUACCCGAGGACGAAUCUUGUGAUGCAUGCCAGCGCACCGGUAACAUUUCCCGACGUCAUGAGAUGCCUCAACAGUUCAUACUGGAAGUCGAACCUUUUGAUGUCUGGGGGAUCGAUUUUAAGGGCCCGUUCCCUUCCUCUUGUGGGAACCUCUACAUAUUGGUUGUCGUCGAUUAUGUGAGCAAAUGGGUCGAAGCGAUUGCCAGCCCAACAAACGACUCUAAAGUUGUUUCACGAAUGCUUCAGAGAAUCAUUUUCCCUCGUUUUGGCGUAUCGCGUGUUCUAAUCAGCGAUGGAGAAACCCACUUUGUGAACCGAAUCAUUGACACUUUACUGAAGAAGUAUGGGGUUCAACAUCGCGUUACCACACCCUAUCAUCCGCAGACCAGUGAACAGGUUGAAAUCUCUAACCGGGAGAUCAAAUCCAUUUUAGGAAUCGAAGUCGACAGAGCCAAAAUCGAAGUAAUCGAGAAACUGCCUCCACCUUGCAAUGUCAAAAGCAUCCGCAGUUUCCUCGGCCAUGCGGGUUUCUACCGGCGAUUCAUUAAGGACUUCUCAAAGAUCUCCAAACCCCUCACUGACCUUCUCUGCAAGGAAGCUACAUUCGAUUAUACAGCUGACUGCGACGUUGAAUUCCAGACCUUGAAGACAGCCCUGACAUCUGCUCCCAUCAUUCAACCGCCAGAUUGGGAUCUACCAUUUGAGAUCAUGUGUGACGCCAGUGAUUAUGCCGUUGGCGCAGUUCUUGGACAGCGAAAGGAUAAGAAACUCCAUGCCAUUUAUUACGCAAGCCGAACUCUGGAUGAUGCUCAGACGAACUACACCACGACAGAGAAAGAAAUGCUUGCCAUUGUCUUCGCGUUCGAGAAAUUCCGAUCAUAUCUCAUCGGCUCCAAAGUGAUCGUUUACACAGACCACGCUGCACUCAGGUAUCUCCUGUCUAAGAAAGAUGUUAAACCACGUCUUAUCCGUUGGACACUACUUUUACAAGAGUUUGACUUGGAGAUCCGAGAUCGAAAGGGAACAAAAAACAGUGUUGCUGAUCACCUAUCGAGACUACAGAUUCCCGAAUCAAUCCCGAUCGACGAUGCACUUCGGAACGAGCAGAUCAUGGCCAUAUCCGUCCAGUCCGAAGCACCUUGGUACGCCGACUUUGUCAAUUACCUGGUUAGUGGUCUCCUUCCUCCUGAGUUAAAUUACAACGGGAGAAAGAAAUUUAUCCAUGAAGUUCGUGAUUUUUUCUGGGACGAGCCUUUCUUAUUCAAGCGCGGCAAAGACGGACUGUUCAGACGUUGUAUACCCGAGGACGAAGUUCAGCGAGUGAUUUUUCAUUGCCACUCUUCAGACUAUGCCGGUCAUUUCGCUAGUUCGAAGACGGCCUCCAAGAUCCUCCAAGCAGGUCGCCUUACCAUGAAAAUUGGUGACGAGACGGUGGAAUUCACUCUAGACAAAACCCUCAAGCAACCGUCAUCUACAGAAUCUGCUUGUUUCAUUGAUAUCCUGGGACCUCUAGCCGAAAAGAUUCAUCUUGAAGAUGAGACGAAAACUUCCAUUGAACAUCAACGUCGCCUCAACCCAAAGCUUCAAGAGGUCGUCAAGAAAGAAGUUAUGAAGCUUCUAGACGCAGGUAUCAUCUUUUCUAUCUCCGAUACCUCUUGGGUUAGUCCUGUGCAGGUGGUACCAAAGAGAGGCGGGAUGACAGUCAUUAAAAACGAUCGGAACGAAUUAAUACCGACAAGGACUGUCACAGGAUGGCGUAUGUGCAUUGAUUACAGAAAACUUAAUGCCAAUACAAGGAAGGAUCAUUUUCCACUACCAUUCAUCGAUCAGAUGCUCGAGCGACUUGCUCUACAUUCAUACUUAUGCUUCCUCGAUGGGUACUCAGGUUUUUUUUUAAUCCCUAUACAUCCCUCUGAUCAGGAAAAGACUACUUUUACCUGCCCAUAUGGUACAUUUGCUUAUCGACGUAUGCCUUUUGGACUUUGUAACGCCCCUGGCACUUUUCAGCGUUGCAUGAUGGCUAUCUUCUCGGAUGUCAUCGAGGACAUUAUGGAGGUGUUCAUGGAUGAUUUCUCUGUCCAUGGGCCCUCCUUUGAUGUGUGUCUGAUGAACCUUUCUCGAGUAUUAGACAGAUGCUCACAGGCUAAUUUUGUACUCAACUGGGAGAAAUGCCACUUUAUGGUUCGUGAGGGCAUCGUUCUGGGACACAAAAUUUCAGAAAGAGGAAUCGAAGCCGACAGAGCCAAGAUCGAAGUAAUCGAGAAACUGCCUCCACCUUGCAAUGUCAAAAGCAUCCGCAGUUUCCUCGGCCAUGCGGGUUUCUACCGGCGAUUCAUUAAGGACUUCUCAAAGAUCUCCAAACCCCUCACUGACCUUCUCUGCAAGGAAGCUACAUUCGAUUAUACAGCUGACUGCGACGUUGCAUUCCAGACCUUGAAGACAGCCCUGACAUCUGCUCCCAUCAUUCAACCGCCAGAUUGGGAUCUACCAUUUGAGAUCAUGUGUGACGCCAGUGAUUAUGCCGUUGUUGGCGCAGUUCUUGGACAGCGAAAGGAUAAGAAACUCUAUGCCAUUUAUUACGCAAGCCGAACUCUGGAUGAUGCUCAGACGAACUACACCACGACAGAGAAAGAAAUGCUUGCCAUUGUCUUCGCGUUCGAGAAAUUCCGAUCAUAUCUCAUCGGCUCCAAAGUGAUCGUUUACACAGACCACGCUGCACUCAGGUAUCUCCUGUCUAAGAAAGAUGCUAAACCACGUCUUAUCCGUUGGACACUACUUUUACAAGUGUUUGACUUAGAGAUCCGAGAUCGAAAGAGAACAGAAAACAGUGUUGCUGAUCACCUAUCGAGACUACAGAUUCCCGAAUCAAUCCCGAUCGACGAUUCACUUCGGGACGAGCAGAUCAUGGCCAUAUCCAUCCAGUCCGAAGCACCUUGGUACGCCGACUUUUUCAAUUACCUGGUUAGUGGUCUCCUUCCUCCUGAGUUAAAUUACAACGGGAGAAAGAAAUUUCUCCAUGACGUUCGUGAUUUUUUCUGGGACGAGCCUUUCUUAUUCAAGCGCGGCAAAGACGGACUGUUCAGACGUUGUAUACCCGAGGACGAAGUUCAGCGAGUGAUUUUUCAUUGUCACUCUUCAGACUAUGCCGGUCAUUUCGCUAGUUCGAAGACGGCCUCCAAGAUCCUCCAAGCAGGUUUCUAUUGGCCCUCUCUAUUUAACGAUGUUCAUCGGUUCGUUUCUUCUUGUGAUGCAUGCCAGCGCACCGGUAACAUUUUCCGACGUCAUCAGAUGCCUCAGCAGUUCAUCCUGGAAGUCGAACCUUUUGAUGUCUGGGGGAUCGAUUUUAAGGGCCCGUUCCCUUCCUCUUGUGGGAACCUCUACAUAUUGGUUGCCGUCGAUUAUGUGAGCAAAUGGGUCGAAGCGAUUGCCAGCCCAACAAACGACUCUAAAGUUGUUUCACGAAUGCUUCAGAGAAUCAUUUUCCCUCGUUUUGGCGUACCGCGUGUUCUAAUCAGCGAUGGAGGAACCCACUUUGUGAACCGAAUCAUUGACACUUUACUGAAGAAGUAUGGGGUUCAACAUCGCGUUACCACACCCUAUCAUCCGCAGACCAGUGGACAAGUUGAAAUCUCUAACCGGGAGAUCAAAUCCAUUUUGGAAAAAACUGGUUCCCGCUCCCGCAAUAACUGGUCCCAAAAACUCGAUGACGCGCUCUGGGCAUAUAGAACUGCUUUCAAAACCCCGAUCGGCAUGACCCCGUUUCAGCUGGUAUACGUAAAGCUUGUCAUCUGCCAGUCGAAUUGGAACAUAAGGCGUUAUGGGCUAUCAAGGCACUGA